Messenger RNA from Oppiella nova, 2244 nucleotides. Lineage: Eukaryota; Metazoa; Arthropoda; Arachnida; Sarcoptiformes; Oppiidae. The record is from the annotation of a GenBank genome assembly.
AUGCACACUAUAAGUGUAUGGAUUCACAGCAACUACAGUAUCAUUGAAUUGUCUACCGACUCGUUUUGGACAUGGAUUAUAGCAUUAUUAAGCGUAGAAUUUGUAUACUACUGGUGCCAUAGGGCUGGCCAUGAAGUGAAUCUAUUUUGGGCUAACCAUCAGUACCACCACAGCGGCGAAGACCUCAACUUAUCGGUCGCCUCGAGAUUCACAGCCAUUGAAGCAAAUUAUAUAUUGUUUUAUCUUGGUACAAAUCUGUUGGCAAUUAUAUUGCCACCGCAAGUGCUAUUAAUUCAGACUCAAUUUGCUAUCAUAUAUCAGUAUACAAUACACACGACUAUUAUCGGCAAAUACGGACCGUUAGAGCACGUGUUGAUGACCCCUAGUCUGCACCGGGUUCACCAUGGUAGUAAUCCGUACUGUAUUGAUAAGAAUUACGGGGCUAUCCUAUGUGUGUGGGACAGGCUGUUUGGCACCCAUGAACUGGAAUCAGAUGAGACUGUAGUGUACGGCUUAGUUGAAAAAGCACCUGGCACAUGCGAUUACUCCAUACUCACUUUGUUUUAUUACAAAAGCAUCUAUGAUAAAUGUGUUAGUAUGAGCCAGUUCAAGUGGAAAAUAUUUGCCGUGCUUAAAAAGCCAAGUUGGACACCAGGGUCGGUUGAAAAUAGUGAAUUACUUGAUAAACCACCUGGACACAAUUAUUAUGUUGAUUCACACGUCUGUCUGUAUUUAUAUAUUUUAAUUCAUUCGGCAAUUAUUGUCUCAACAGUUGUAUACAUUGAAGUGAAUGGUGUUAUUAUUUACCCAUUAUUCGUAAUAUUGAUUGCAUUGGAGUUCAUUAUACGAGUUGCCAAAUCAAAUCCCGUGAGACCCUCAGAGAUCAUCAUUAAUUGUAUAUCCGGUUUGUUGGCUAUAUUAACUAGUGUAUGGAUUCACAGCAACUACAAUAUCAUUGAAUUGUCUGUCGACUCGUUUUGGACAUGGAUUAUAGCAUUAUUAAGCGUAGAAUUUGUAUACUACUGGUGCCAUAGGGCUGGCCAUGAAGUGAAUCUAUUUUGGGCUAACCAUCAGUACCACCACAGCGGCGAAGACCUUAACUUAUCGGUCGCCUCGAGAUUCACAGCCAUUGAAGCAAAUUAUAUAUUGUUUUAUCUUGGCACAAAUCUGUUGGCAAUUAUAUUGCCACCUCAAGUGCUAUUAAUUCAGACCCAAUUUGCUAUCAUAUAUCAGUACACAAUACACACGACUAUUAUCGGAAAAUACGGACCGUUAGAGCACGUGUUGAUGACCCCUAGUCUGCACCGGGUUCACCAUGGUAGUAACCCGUACUGUAUUGAUAAGAAUUACGGGGCUAUCCUAUGUGUGUGGGACAGGCUGUUUGGCACCCAUGAACUGGAGUCAGAUGAGACUGUGGUGUACGGCUUAGUUGAAAAAGCACCUGGCACAUGCGAUUACUCCAUACUCACUUUGUUUUAUUACAAAAGCAUUUAUGAUAAAUGUGUUAGUAUGAGCCAGUUCAAGUGGAAAAUAUUUGCCGUGCUUAAAAAGCCAAGUUGGACACCAGGGUUGGUUGAAAAUAGUGAUUUACUUGAUAAACCACCUGGACACAAUUAUUAUGUUGAUUCACACAAAACUGAGUCCGUAAACUUAAUAAAGGGUUCCCCGGUGUUCAAGUUGAGAAUAUAUGGCGUAAUUGCCACUUUUUGGACCACCACGGCGGCUGACAUAAACACCCCGCUCAAGGAUGAUAAGGAGUUCUAUCGAUAUGGACCAAAGGGUCUGAUCGCACACUAUACUAUGCCUGGUAUUGAUAUUGAUUUGGCUAGAAGUAGCGACAGUUCUGUGUUUUUGAAACACGUGAGCAUCCAUUCAGAUGGCAGUUAUCGGUGGGUGCGAGUGCCCCCUGAGUCGGGUCCGUCCAUAACGUCCAGUCGUUUGGAAUAUAGGGUCGGAGAUAUCGGUAUAGACUUUGCAAUACUUAUCAAUCAAAUUCUUAAAGUGUAUCUCAAGUGUGGCAUAUCAACGACCAGCGAUAGUACGCGUGACAGUGAGUACGAUAUCGUGAACACCACCCAAUCCUAUGGGGAGGGACUCGAGUCGAGUAGUUUGACUCUGAAAUUUGUGGCCCAGUAUAAGCAUUAUAGAGACGGACGCCUGGGUUUUAAGUGUACAGCAAUCACUCCAACCAUUUAUAUAACCAGUGAUGCGGUAUUCACGGACCCGCUGGUUGGCGGGGGAUGA